Messenger RNA from Eimeria acervulina, 1008 nucleotides. RefSeq names its product eukaryotic aspartyl protease, putative. The coding region runs from base 1 to 1008 and encodes 335 amino acids. Gene Ontology annotation, molecular function: aspartic-type endopeptidase activity. The record is from RefSeq and is a predicted model, not a curated record. Gene Ontology annotation, biological process: proteolysis. The transcript has 10 exons. Lineage: Eukaryota; Apicomplexa; Conoidasida; Eucoccidiorida; Eimeriidae.
AUGCGUUCCCUUCUGGUCGUGGCCGGCCUAGCUGGCUGCAGUUCUUUCGCUCCAACCGAUGCAAGACAUCGGUUUCUGAGUGAAACGUUGGAAGAACCGGAAGAUGUAAUGCUGAAGACGGCAGAUCUUCACACAAAUCUUUUACGCGAACCCCCCAUGACGAUCAAGCUAGACAACAGAUACAAGUUCACUGGCCUUGGCGAGCUGGUUUCACAGCUGAUCGACCAUCACACCACAAUGGGAAGCGUUGGUUCCUCUGGAACGAUGGCCCGGCAAAAGCUGCUCAAUUACCACAACAGCCAGUAUUUUGGCGAAAUAAAGAUCGGAACUCCCGGCAGAAGAUUCGUAGUUGUUUUUGACACUGGUUCCUCAAAUCUGUGGGUUCCUGCAGCGGAAUGCGAGAAAGGAGGAUGCGCCCCCCAUGAGAAAUUCGACCCAAAGUAUUCUAGCACAUUUUCUCCCAUACGGUCGCUGACUGGAGACCCAGCAGUCGCAUUCAUUCAAUACGGAACUGGAGCAUGCGUUCUUCGAAUGGGUCGCGACAUCGUGGAGAUCGGCGGCAUCAAAGUGCCCAACCAGGCAAUCGGCCUGGCAGUCGAAGAAUCAACUCAUCCAUUCGCUGACCUGCCUUUCGACGGGCUGGUCGGCUUGGGAUUCCCGGAUGUGUCUGGGGAAGAGGGACUUCCAUCAAGCGCACUUCCCAUUGUUGAUCAAAUGGUUAAGGAGAUAACGGGACCAUCAUCUGUCAUCAAUCCCCUCAUCAAAGCACUCAACGUUGCUGAGAAUUGCUCCAAUCUUGGAACCCUGCCAACUCUCACAUUUGUCCUAAAAGACAUAUAUGGAAGGCUUGUAAACUUCAGCCUCGAACCCAGGGACUAUGUAGUGGAAGAGCUUGAUGCGGACGUGCCAGCACCUCGAGGCCCCCUGUUCGUGCUCGGAAAUUCCUUCAUCAGGAAAUACUACAGUAUUUUCGACCGCGAUCACAUGAUGGUUGGAUUCAUGCGGUAA